UGACAUUCAUGAAAUGUCAAGCGGAAAAAACAAAACUUUUCCUAUUCUUGUUGUACGGAUCUGCUGCGUUUUGGGUGGUGCGUUUUAUCGAAAUUCUACAUCACUUUAAUUCAACAUGGAAACACCGGAAGUUCAUAUCGAUGUGAGCGGUGAUAUGGAGACACCAAAACAGGAAGCCAAGUCUGGAUUCAAUUUGGCCUCGUUUUCCAAUUUCUCCACCCGUAUUCCGAGCCCGUGGGAGCUGCUGCGGCUAAGCCGGCAAAACAUUCGUCCCUGGUCGGAAUUCUUACAAACAUCUAACUUUAAAACGGUGGCAAACGUAUCCCGGUUGACGAACCGUAUUAUUCGCAAUUUGGCCUACUUCCAAAGCAACUAUCUGUUUGUGUUUCUUGGGUUGAUCGUUUACUGUUUGUUGACCUCUCCGCUCAUCCUGAUAGUGCUGGGUGCUGUAUUUUAUGCUUGCUACAAAAUCAAGCAGAACAGCACACCUGUAGCCUUCUUCAGCAAGCAGUUGAACACGAACCAGCAGUGCAUUGCGGUCGGGGUUGCGUCCGUCCCCGUGCUCUAUUUGGCCGGGGCUGGUGCCGUCAUGUUCUGGGUGCUGGGUGCUUCAUUCUUUGUGAUAUCACUUCACGCGGCCUUCUAUAAUAUCGACGCAAUAGUUACUGAGGACAUGGAAACAUUCCUGACCGAAACGGUGUAAUGGGCAUACAUGGCCGAGAUUUUCAAAAUUGACUGUGAGUUCUUGCGCUCUUGGCUAAUGUCGUAACAAAUUGUACAGAACGAUUAGAUUUGAAAAAUCAAUCCCCUUUCCAUAGCGAUGCUUAUGGUAAACGAAAUCAAAGAACCUACCUACAUCAAUUAAAAACGAACCUAAUAUUGGAAUAUUUACUAUACCUUUUCUAUGAAACGCUAUUGCAGUUAACGAAAAUUGCAAUUUGUCAGGUGGUAAAAAAUUACUAAAAAGAACUCGUACACCAAAACUAUAAGAUCAUUUUUUAGAAUGAAGCUCUAGGUUAGCAUGGCGGAUUCGCUUAGAUUAAAUUACAUCACCGAAACAGAUCCUUUACAAUAAGCUUUCUUUGGUUUUGUUACGAAUCUUCUUUGCUUUUUGAUUAAUGGACUGGAAUAAUGCUACACCCCCGGGUCGGCCCCUUAAUUUAUUUUCUCAACGAGCUAGCUUUGACGAUGCUAAAAUGUUAGAGAUUAAAAACAACAUUUAUUUCAACAAUUUCUCACAUAGUUUACAAUAAAAUGAAGUUUUUUCUGUUUCGAAUGAACGAACUGCAUCUGAAA
Anopheles stephensi (Asian malaria mosquito) is the source of this 1296-nucleotide messenger RNA. Its product is annotated as prenylated Rab acceptor protein 1. The transcript has 3 exons. Bases 116 to 703 code for a protein of 195 amino acids. Gene Ontology annotation, cellular component: Golgi apparatus. NCBI's taxonomy places the organism in Eukaryota, Metazoa, Arthropoda, Insecta, Diptera, Culicidae. The record is from RefSeq and is a predicted model, not a curated record.